ACGAGAUCGAUCCAGAGGCCAAUCUAGCUGCGCGCCAUGGCGACCGUCGACGGCGCGUCGCCGGCCGUUGCAUCGAUGGAGCUUGUGCUCUACGCGCUCGGCGCACUGGCGGCCCUGUGGUGGGCAUGGCGCGCGCUCGACGGGGCCUGGCUCCGCCCGAGGCGGCUGGCCCGGGCCCUGCAGGCGCAGGGCCUCCGCGGCACAUCCUACCGCUUCCCGUCCGGCGACAUGCAGGAGUACGUGCGGCUCGGCGCCGCCGCGCUCUCCGCGCCCAUGCCGCCGUCGUCGUCGCACGCCGUCGCGCAGCGGGCGCUCCCGUUCGACCACGCCGCCAUCAAGCAGCACGGCAAUGUUUGCUUGACUUGGUUCCGAUCGGAGCCGAGAGUGAUCGUGAAUGACCCUAAGCUUUUCCGGGAGAUUUUGUCGGACAAGAACGGGCGGUUCGGGAAGCAGAAGUCCAUCCUUUCGAUCCAGGGUUUGUUCGCGGACGGGUUGACGAGCCACCAAGGCUCGAAAUGGGUCGCUCACCGCAGGAUAAUCAACCACGCCUUCCAUCUCGAGAAGUUGAAGAGGAUGUUGCCGGCAUUUGCUACAUGUUCCAGUGAGCUGAUACGUAGAUGGCAGGAUUCUGUGGGGGAUGAUGGUGUGCAGGAGAUCGAUGUCUGGCCGGAGUUCCAGAAUCUCACGGGAGACGUCAUCUCCCGGUCGGCGUUCGGCAGCAGCUUCAGUGAAGGGAGAAGGAUCUUCGAGUUGCAGUCAGAGCAGGCGCAAAAUGUUGUAAAGAUGUCAAGAGCAACACAUUUUCCAGGUUACAGCUUCCUGCCUACAAAGCUCAACCGGAGGACAAAAGCAAAUGCACGCGAGGCUGCAGAGCUUCUCAGAGGCAUAAUCACAAAGAGGGAGAAGGCAAUGAAGGAUGGCCAUGCAGACAACGACGAUCUACUUGGAUUGUUACUGGAGACCAACAUUAAGGAGAGCCAAGAAACUGGAAGCUCCAAGCCAAUCAUGACUACGGAGGACAUCAUCGGGGAGCUGAAGCUGCUCUACUUUGCAGGAUCGGAUACAACCGCGGUCUUGCUCACAUGGACAAUGGUCCUGCUAAGCAUGUAUCCUGAAUGGCAGGACCGUGCCAGGGAGGAGGUCCUGUGGGUUCUCGGAAAGAACAGCUCUGAUUUUGAGGGCAUAAAUCAUCUCAAAGUUGUGACCAUGAUAUUACAUGAGGUUCUUAGGCUGUACCCACCAAUCCUGCUCCUUAGCCGAGAGGCAUAUGAAGAGGCUGAGCUCGGGGGAAUCACGUAUCCAGCCGGAGUGACAUUCGCGCUGCCGAUCGCGUGCAUUCACCACGAUCCAGAGCUGUGGGGUGAAGACGCCGGCGAGUUCAAGCCAGAGAGGUUCGCGGAGGGCGUCUCCAGGGCGUCCAGGGACUCACCGGCGCUGUUCCACUUCGGCUGGGGGCCUCGGAUCUGCGUCGGCCAGAGCUUCGCGCUGCUGGAGGCCAAGAUGGCGUUGAGCAUGAUCCUGCAGCGGUUUUCGUUCGAGCUGUCGCCGUCCUACACGCACGCACCGUUCCCGGUCUCCACUCUCCAGCCACAGUAUGGGGCACAGAUUAAGCUCGCAAAAAUCUGAUCAUUUUAGUGGCACUAGAUUAUCAAGGCAUGCCAGCGAUUGAGGCUGGCUUGAUAUGCAGCCUCUGCUUUUCUGCUACUGUUUGGGAUGCUUUAGUUUGAAUAAAGGUCGGUGACGGUGUUCUGACCAGUUGGGAACUACGUAUAUUGGACAUGUUUGCGGGGAGAUGGAUAUUGAUC
Oryza brachyantha (malo sina) is the source of this 1805-nucleotide messenger RNA. Its product is annotated as cytochrome P450 72A14-like. Gene Ontology annotation, molecular function: iron ion binding; oxidoreductase activity, acting on paired donors, with incorporation or reduction of molecular oxygen; monooxygenase activity. The transcript has 5 exons. Bases 37 to 1626 code for a protein of 529 amino acids. Lineage: Eukaryota; Viridiplantae; Streptophyta; Magnoliopsida; Poales; Poaceae. The record is from RefSeq and is a predicted model, not a curated record.